Messenger RNA from Cylicostephanus goldi, 797 nucleotides. The record is from the annotation of a GenBank genome assembly. Lineage: Eukaryota; Metazoa; Nematoda; Chromadorea; Rhabditida; Strongylidae.
AUGAUUGUUGCUGAACAACUAGCCAAAGCAAAUCAUCUCAGAAACCUCCAGCAGAUACAAGAAGAACUGGCAAUGAGUUGGUUAAUAGCGGACAAGGUUGAUGACGCUUAUGCAGUGGAUCCAAAUGAUACUAUGGGAAAUAUGGCUGCAGAUGUCGCUAUUAGUGGCUCAGAUGAAAAUGAACUGUUUUUGUUGCCAUUCUUCGAUGUCACAGUCGAUAGAAUUGUAUAUAUCUUGAAACUGAUCAAUAUGGACAAAAUAAUGGGAGACUUGAUCACGUACCUUCGAAGGGACGCUUCCACAGUAGCUGGAGGUUUCAGAACCAUAGUCCGUGCUGCAUGUGUUUUACUGCGUGCAUAUACGGAUGCGCAGUUGAAGAAAGCUAAUUAUGAUCAUUUGAAAAUUUGUGUGGACCUGGAUGCUGUGCUGUAUGGGAGAUUACUCGAUCUUGCACAUGUGGACAUUCCUCUGGACACAUUCCGAAGACAGGACAAAUCAAAUGUUGUGCGUAGCCUCGUAGCUCCUGGUACACGAUGGACCCCUCAACUCGCCUUCCUUGUGGCAUCUCUCAUUGUGGAUAAUGAGAUCGCUGACAGAUCAGUCGUGGAAACUGUGCUGAACAGAUUGCAAGCCGCGCAGAAACGGGAAAUGUUUGUCACGUUGCUGACGUUCUGUCGGUAUGUGCUUCAUAAAUCUGCUUUGGAACGCAGGAGACAAGCUUUUCUGGCCCUUUGUGAUGUAAAUAGCAGAACGUGGAGUGGGCGGUUACGAAUUCUUCGAGAUUUGUUUGGAUGAUA